This is a messenger RNA of Camelina sativa (false flax), 2514 nucleotides long. Its product is annotated as phospholipase A1 PLIP1, chloroplastic-like. The record is from RefSeq and is a predicted model, not a curated record. Gene Ontology annotation, biological process: lipid metabolic process. Gene Ontology annotation, molecular function: glycerophospholipid phospholipase A1 activity. Lineage: Eukaryota; Viridiplantae; Streptophyta; Magnoliopsida; Brassicales; Brassicaceae.
CAUCUACAUCUGUAUGAAAGAGAAAGAGAGAGAGAGAGAGAUUCAUGAAUCUUUUUAUAGAAACAAGAACAAGUUUCAGAAUCUGGUCUGACUCUUUGUAACCUUCUCGUUUAAGUUACAUCGUAUUCGUUUCCUUUGCCAUUGUUGGAAUCUCCGCCUCGUUUGAUUAUUAUCAGAGAGGAACUUUUGAUAUCGUUCAAAAGAAGUGGUGAUCUGAUAAUGAGAUGAUCCUGCAGAUCUCCGGCUGAUCCAACGGUUUCAGAAACGCUGUUUUAAUUUUAUCCUCCAUUGUUGUUUACCAUCAUCAUCCAUCAACACCCAUAAAUAAGAGUUGGAGUUUUUGGUCAUAAAGAAUGGCGUUUAAUGCGGCGAUGGCGUCUACAUCUCCAGCGGCAGCGAAUGACGUUUUAAAAGAACAUAUCGGCCUACGUAGAUCGUUAUCCGGUCAAGAUCUCGUCGUGACAAGUGGUGGAAUACGGAGAUCGAGUUCGGACAAUCAUCUGUGUUGUCGCUCCGGUAAUAAGAACCGAAUUCUAGCUGUCUCUGUACAUCCUCCUGGUCCAGGGAUGAAAACUAGUCGAUCUGUUGGAGUGUUCUCGUUACAGAUAUCGAGCGACAUAAUCCCCAAUCCGAUAAAAACGUUGCUAUUUGAAACGGACACGACUCAAGACGAGAAAGCGAGUGAUGAGAUCGAGGUUGAGACUGAGCCAAAACUAGAUGGAGCCAAGAAGGCGAAUUGGGUCGAGAGAUUACUCGAGAUAAGAAGACAGUGGAAGAAACAGCAAAGACCAGAGAGUGGAGAUGGUGAAGUUGCUGAGGAUAAUAUUGACGUUACGUGUGGUUGUAAAGACGAGGAAGACGGUUGCGUUGCAGAUUACGGAUCUGAAAACGGUGAUUGGGAACGUGAGUCGUUCUCUAGAUUGCUUGUGAAGGUUUCUUGGUCUGAGGCUAAAAAGCUUUCUCAGUUGGCUUAUUUGUGUAACGUGGCUUACACGAUACCGGAGAUCAAGGGAGAGGAUUUGAGAAGAAACUAUGGGUUAAAGUUUGUGACAUCUUCCUUGGAAAAGAAAGCCAAAGCAGCGACACUUAGAGAGAAACUCGAGCAGGAUUCGACACGAGUCCCUGUUAUUACAUCUUUAGAAUCAGAGAAGCAACCUCAACGAUCAUCUUCAUCUUCUGCUUCUGCUUACAAUAUUGCUGCUUCAGCUGCGUCUUAUAUUCACUCAUGCAAAGAGUACGAUUUUUCAGAACCAAACAAUCCGGUUUAUAAAUCAGCUGCUGCGGCUCAGGCUGCAGCGUCUACAAUGACCGCUGUGGUUGCUGCGGGUGAGGAGGAGAAGCUAGAAGCGGCAAGGGAGCUGCAGUCGCUACAAUCAUCUCCUUGUGAGUGGUUUGUGUGUGACGAUCCAAACACAUACACUAGGUGCUUUGUGAUUCAGGGAUCUGAUUCUUUAGCUUCUUGGAAAGCAAACCUCUUCUUCGAGCCAACUAAGUUUGAGGAUACAGAUGUAUUAGUACAUAGAGGAAUCUACGAGGCAGCGAAAGGAAUAUACGAACAGUUCUUACCCGAAAUAACAGAGCAUUUGUCUGUACACGGAGAUAGAGCUAAGUUUCAGUUUACGGGUCAUUCUCUUGGAGGCAGCCUCUCAUUAAUAGUGAAUCUGAUGCUUAUCUCUAGAGGACUCGUUAGCUCUGAAGCUAUGAAACCCGUUGUCACGUACGGUUCACCGUUUGUGUUUUGUGGCGGGGAGAAGAUUCUAGCCGAGCUUGGCCUUGACGAGAGUCAUGUUCACUGUGUGAUGAUGCAUAGAGAUAUCGUCCCACGAGCCUUCUCAUGUAAUUAUCCUGACCAUGUUGCUCUCGUUCUUAAGCGUUUGAAUGGGUCCUUCCGUACACAUCCUUGCCUCAACAAAAAUAAACUGUUGUAUUCACCAAUGGGGAAAGUAUUUAUUCUACAGCCAAGUGAGAGCGUCUCGCCGACGCACCCUUGGCUACCACCUGGAAAUGCUCUCUACGUUUUAGAAAAGAGCAACGAAGGUUACUCUCCGACGGCGUUACGUGCGUUUCUGAACUGCCCUCACCCGCUCGAAACACUCAGUCAACGCGCAGCUUAUGGCUCGGAAGGUUCGGUCUUGAGGGACCACGACUCCAAAAACUACGUCAAGGCCGUGAAUGGAGUUCUCAGGCAGCACACGAAACUCAUAGUUAGGAAGGCCAGGAUACACAGGAGGAGUGUUUGGCCGGUGCUUACGUCAGCAGGACGUGCAAUGGACAGGAGCUCGACGACUGCUGAGGAGAUCAUGACACAUGUCUAAUAAAGGGAAAAAAUAUAAUAAAUCUACGGUUGUAUAUAAGUGGAAUCUCACUUCUAAAUUAUGCGUUUGUUUACAUUUGUUGGGGUAAGCGGUAAUCCAAAGGAUUUUGUGCAUUAAAAACCUUUUUUUUUUGCAGCUUAAUUCUUUAACUUAUAAAUGUAAGUAAAUCUCGUAACUCAAAAGUCACCCACAAAUAUAA